This is a messenger RNA of Phytophthora nicotianae INRA-310, 1963 nucleotides long. RefSeq lists its product as hypothetical. The record is from RefSeq and is a predicted model, not a curated record. Gene Ontology annotation, molecular function: glycerol-3-phosphate O-acyltransferase activity; glycerone-phosphate O-acyltransferase activity. The transcript is spliced from 2 exons. Gene Ontology annotation, biological process: phospholipid biosynthetic process. NCBI's taxonomy places the organism in Eukaryota, Oomycota, Peronosporomycetes, Peronosporales, Peronosporaceae. The coding region runs from base 154 to 1290 and encodes 378 amino acids. Gene Ontology annotation, cellular component: endoplasmic reticulum membrane.
CAGAGGAAAUGCGUCUAACCCAUUCGCUUCUGAGCAUCAUCAGUUUUCCGCAGCCGGUGUAUCAUUUCUCAGCGCCGCCUCCAAGCAGAUACCACGAGCAUUGCAGCUUUCGCCUUAGAUCCGCCAUCCAAAACCUGCACCGAAGAUCGCUACAUGUUGUCUACACUACUGUGGUUUGCGUUGGCUUUUGCAGUCCUCGUGACGCAGGGCUACAAGAUCGUGGCGCGCUUCCUGCGGUUGCUGCUACACACGUACUUCCGCAAAAUCGUAGUCUAUGGACUCAACAACUUCCCGCGCGAGGGGCCUGUGAUCCUGUGCCCGAACCACCCCAAUAUGCUUGUGGACGCCAUCCUCGUUAUGACUGAAGCCGCUAGCCACGGCCGAAACCCGUACGUCUGGGCAAAGGGCUCGCUCUUCAGCAACCCUGUCGCUGCCUUCUUCCUCAAAAAGUUCGGCGCCGUGCCGGUCUAUCGCCCGCGACGCAAAGAGGCAAGUCUUGCCGAUGUGGACUCAGAUAAGACCCCAGAGGAGCUGGAGGCGGCCAACCGCAAGAUGUUUGAACAUACGUGGCGUGUACUUGCUGGGGGUAACGUCAUGGUGCUGUUCCCUGAAGGAACGUCGUACACGGCGCCAAAGAUGCUGUCACUGCGCACGGGUGUUGUGCGUGUCGCGACAGGUUUCGCUAAGCACUAUGAUCAACCCAUCCCGAUCAUCCCUCUGGGUCUCAACUAUUUCAAUAAGGAUCACUUCAGAAGCCAGAUGACGCUGGAAUUCGGCUCGCCCAUGGUCAUCACACCCGAAAUGGUGCAAACCGAAGCUUUUCAGCAGGACGAACACGGUGAGGUGAAGCGGUUGACCCUUCAGCUAGAGGAACGCAUGCACGAUGUGACCUUGAACGCGUCUGAUUUCAGCACAAUCCACGUGGCGCGAAUGAUGCGACGCCUCUAUCUCAACACCCCUGGAUCCAUUGACACCAACAAAGAAGUUCGCUUGACACAAUACAUCAUCAAUAUGCUGGAAAAGGAACCCCAAGAUGAUGAGCAAAAGGAGCGAAUUGCAACGAUCCGUGAAAAAGUUUUGCGAUACAAAGAGCAACUGGAAAAGCUGCGGCUGAAAGACCGAGAGGUGAAUUUGCCAAUGCCGAAGGAGCAGUCACUUUUGCAAUUAUUCUUGGAGCGAAUUCUGUACCUACUUGUGCUGCUACCACUGGCAACACCCGGGCUUUUGCUGAAUCUUCCGUACUAUUUUAUUGGUAAGUCGAGGACUCUAAGCUGUGCAGCUUGUUUUUAAGAAAAAAAUUAACCGAUAUCUCUCUUCUGCUGCACAGGAACGAAGAUGAACAGCCUCGCAGGAUUCGUGGAAUCAAAGUCUAUGUUUAAGAUUUUCGCUGCUGCUGUUUUGGUCCCCGUGCACUGGCUCGUGCUGAUCCUCGCAACCUGGUACUUCCUUGGAUCCUCGUACGCGUAUGUACUGGCUGUUGGAUUACCACUGCUGCUCUACUCGCACAUCCGCGUCCUGGAAGAAAGUCGCUCCAUUGUCGAAAACGUUUAUUUCCUCUUCAACAUCACAGCCCACGCCGAUAAAGUUGCGGUACUUCGAAAGGAACGGGAGCUGCUAGCGCAAGAAGUCCACGAGCUCGUGACCACGUACGUAGAUGCCAAGUUCCUCUCGGCCGUGCACAAGUCUUUAGCGAGCUCGCCGGUGAACAGACGAUUGCGCCACCGCGCCUCCUCCACCAGCGACACCCUACUUACGAGGUGAUAUCACCUAGCGGUAAUGCCUCGCGUGCGCUUUUGUUGAGCAAGUAGACUAGAAACGUUUAAACAAAUGCACGAGCUUGCUGCGUGAUCGUCACGACACCAUCGACGAACAUUGUGAUUCCCCACUUCGGAGAUAGUGCACUACUACAUGUAGUAGUAGUAUUUGUUGAUGUUAUGAUUGAGACCAGUGUCCUUUCAAGUGA